CAAAAUAGGCCUGCUGAACGAAAGUUGAAUGAUGAUGGUGGUGUAGUGUAGGCUAGUCUACCUGAUACCGAUUGACUGUUGAAGGAUUAGUUGUGUUUUUAACCUUUAUUCACCAGCCAUGGAUGGCCCGAGGAGUCUCAGUCCUACCCGAGAGCAGCAGCGAUUUGCCAUCAAUAAAGUCGUGGAAGCCUCACUCAAAUCUUUACAUCAGAUCUGGGGUGAAAUGGGCAUUGAUGAGAGCCAGAAAAAAGCUCGUGGUGACAUGGCAGUUGAGCAUGUUAGAAAUCUGAUGGGUGACAUGGUGAAAGAAGAAGAGAACAUGAGGAACAAAUUUGCUAAGACUGUUGAGGAUUUCACCGAACAACUCAACCAGCUUUGUCUGGAACUGGCUCUUCCACAUGUCAAGAUGGCAGGAGGGUUGACAAUGGUGCAGCAAGAGAAGAUACUGCGAGCAAAAGUGGAGACGAUGACCAAAGAAAAGAACGAUCGUGUCAGCAAAUACAAAGAGCUCCAUGCUCGUGACUUGCAUCUGUGUGAAUCCAUGAGUACUACACCUUACUAUGUACCCUCAGGGUCUGUGCCUACACUAGAACAGCUGAAAGAGUUGGAAAAGCAUGUGAAUGCUUCGCAGGGUGAAAAGGAUAAACGUCACGCAGAGUUUGUGAGCACCAAGCAGAAGAUAGUGGAUCUGUACAAUUCCCUUGAAAAUGACCCUGACACGUCUUUUGGUCGUGAUCUCUUGUGUGAAGAAGAUGACACCUUUGUUUUGUCCUUACCAAACAUGGAAACUCUAAAGUCUCUACACGAAGAGCUCCAGAAGAAAAAUCAAGAGAUGAAGAAGGAAGCAGCUGGCUUAUGGGAUCAUUUGAAAGCAUUGUGGAAUCGACUUGAGACUCCGGACAUUGAUAGAGAGGAAUUUGAACUGAACAAAGAAGGCCAUAGCAAGAGUGUCAUUGCGGCUUUGAGGGCUGAGAUUGAAACAUGUGAACAAUUGAAAUUUCAAAACAUGCAGAAAUUUGUUCUCGGAAUUCGCAAUGAACUUGUUACUUGGUGGGAUAAAUGUUACUUCAGCCAAGAACAACGAAAUGCCUUUAAACACUAUACUGAUGAUUUAUUGUAUUCUGCUCCAGAGGAUUUCACUGAACAACUUCUGGAUGUCCAUGAGAAGGAACUAAGCAAAGUGCAAGAAUACUAUAAUCGGCGUCAACACAUCUUGGAAAAGAUUGCACAGAGAGAGAAACUCUUCAAAGAAAUGAUUGUAUUUGAUGAAAAGGCUAGUGAUCCCAACAGAUUCUUUAAUGACAGAGGGGGAAAGCUGCUUCAGGAAGAAAAGGCUCGUAAAAAACUCAUGAAAGAAUUGCCUAAGGUGGAAGAGGAGGUCACAGAGACGGUGCUAAAAUGGGAGAAUGAAAACAACAAAGAAUUCUUGGUGCAUGGCAUGAGGUUUCCCCAGUACACAGUAAAACAGUGGGAUGAUUUCCAUCUUCAUAAAGAAGAACAGAAGCAAUCCAGGUUAAAAGCAAGGGCAAAGCAGACUCAAGAUGAAAUGCUCUUUGGCAGCAAGACUGUUUUGAACACACCAAGCAAGAGGAGAGUUCCAACUGCUACAACGCCUCUUCGGACUCCUUUGAAGGCGAGAAAAAUGAAUGACUUACCAAAGACUCCUAACACGACAAGCAGAUUGCCUAACCACAGCAGGGUUCAGCACAGUACAAUGAUUCACUCUCCCUUUUCAAGGCAGCCCUUGUACACACCCAAGAAAACUCCUCUGGCCACAUCAUCAUCCAGAAAGCGCCGAUCUAUAAGGCUAAUGAAAAAAGCUGCUACAGAGAGGAAAGCUACCACAAGCAGACGCAAGUCCCGCGAAUCGUUCUCACACACGACGGUAAGCAGCGAAGAUCACGGCUCCACGACACUGGCCUCCACGGGAACCUACAAUGACUUUGCUAGUGGUCUGUCCAAGCCAAACUGCAGGAGCAGUGUCGUGCCGUCUGGAAUUCUCUUCCCUCUCAACAAACGCUGACAAACCUGGACUGGACAAGCAACAGAUUACUGUCAUUACUGCGGCGGCCCAUGUAGCCUACAUCAGCAUACAGAACCAGAAGUCCCACAGGGUGGGGGUAUCUGUGAGGUUUUCUAAAAUGGUCGUGAUGCUGCUAUAGGAAAUUAUACAAUGUACAUGGAAAUAAAUUUUUGUAACACUUUUGCGUUAUGGAAGGCUAUAUAUUAUAUAUGUGCAUAUUUAUUUGUCUGAAAUUCGAAGUGGUCGCUAAUAAUAAUGCAGAUGUGAUACUACGUUAAGAGUGACAUGCUAAGAAAACAGAUGUACUCUCAGAAAUAAAGGAGGGUUUACCUUUAUCUUGCUGCUUUCAAAAUGCAGACAUCUUGAUUUAUCUGAACCACAAUUGUCAGUGUUGAUAGGUAGAUAGGUUUAUUUGCCCUUGUUCCCCGAAUUUUUAAUGGCCUUUUGGCUGAUGUUCGACAUAAGCUUGUUGAAAUGGUGAAAUUGUCCUCAAGAUGACUUUACUGUAUUGAAAGGGCAGUAUAACAGAUGUUGUCACAGGUUUAUUUCGAAUAUAUUUUUAUAUCGUUGUGAAAGGGACACUUCAAAGAACGACUGUUUGAACUAACCAUACUGUCCUCUACCGUAGCUAACUAAUCCUUUUUGCCUUUUUUAUGAAUUUGUUAUUGGGCUACCAGGGUGUUUUCAUGGCAGCAUAUCUCAUGACUCGUUCGAGCACUAUAAUUUAUCAUUUAAAAAAUCAUUCCAUUCAGAAAAUAAAAGGUAGCACAAAUGGAUCAUGAUAUUGGUUACAAUUUUACACAAUCCUUGGCUGACCUGAGGAUACUGAGCACCGCUUUCUCUCCUGGCUUCUUUCAUUCACUUUUGUGCCUUGGCUCGCCUAUUUUUUAAAUCUGUUUCUGUGUUGAAAAUUUCUCUUUGUCAUAGUUGUCCUAAAACUUGUGCAGCACUGAUCUGAUGUAAUUUUAUUUUAUUCUCGACAAUGGAAACUAUUGAUGUGUAGCAGUCAAAGUUCAACAUUUUUCUGUUGUCUUUUGACUGCUUCUCACCCCCAUGUACAUACUAUAGCUGUGGUGCUUCUGUAAAAAGUUACUCUAGUAAUCAAGUACAUUGUGAUGCAGCCCCCUCGUAGUUACAUAAACUUAAUGCCCAUUUUCUGCAUUUGACUUGUCUUUACAUCUGUCUGUCUGUCUGUCUGUCUGCCUGUCUCCAGCACUGCUAUGUCCCUCCCUCAUCACAUUGUGCUUCUUCCACUGAGAUGAUUUCCUUUGACUGGUUGUGACUUCAAUGACAGGAACUCUACAUUACAGCCUUCCUGUUUUUAAUUAUUAUAUAAAUGCUGUUUGAAUUGACCAAUAACAAUAAGUCUGAUAGAUUCAUGUCUCGCCUCAAUUUUGAUCAUUCAGUUUGUUUGCAUGUUGUAGGUUGGGUUGCUGAAUACUGCUGUAGAUAGCUGGUGUUAUAAUGUUAUAUUUGUAGUCAAAAGUAUUUAUUUCGCCAGCAUCAGCUUUAGUUAAGUGUAUACUUUUAUUAGCUUGGAUUUGGACAACAAUACUUAUUAUUUAUUAAAUUGCAUAAACAUCUCUAUAGCCUUAUUUUUUAGCAAUUGUAUGUGAACCUUUCUUUAGGCCAAAUUAACAUUGUAAAAUAAUUCCCACCAAACUUAGUUUUUGUCACGCUGAUCAUAUUCAUCAUACAAAGUUCUUAUCUCUUAAACCCAUAAAAUUAUUCCUUUUUUUUUUCGACCAGUUGUAAGUCAUAUUGUGGCAUAUUAUAUAUAUGUAUACAUUUCUUAUCUAGUUCUACAGCAGAUAGUAAAGAACAUUAGUAAGCUGUAAAAAGUGUACAUUGAAUUACAUCAGUUUGCAAUAAAUUGUUUUGCGUUCACAACAUA
Aplysia californica (California sea hare) is the source of this 3917-nucleotide messenger RNA. Its product is annotated as protein regulator of cytokinesis 1. Lineage: Eukaryota; Metazoa; Mollusca; Gastropoda; Aplysiida; Aplysiidae. The record is from RefSeq and is a predicted model, not a curated record. Gene Ontology annotation, molecular function: microtubule binding. Bases 119 to 2023 code for a protein of 634 amino acids. The transcript has 12 exons. Gene Ontology annotation, cellular component: cytoplasm; mitotic spindle midzone; spindle. Gene Ontology annotation, biological process: mitotic spindle midzone assembly; microtubule cytoskeleton organization.